Molecule: messenger RNA, 1128 nt
Organism: Jaculus jaculus (lesser Egyptian jerboa)
Lineage: Eukaryota; Metazoa; Chordata; Mammalia; Rodentia; Dipodidae
Gene: Txn2
Product: thioredoxin 2
Exons: 4
Coding region: 99-596 (165 amino acids)
Biological process (GO): cell redox homeostasis
Cellular component (GO): mitochondrion
Molecular function (GO): protein-disulfide reductase activity
Source: RefSeq, a predicted model, not a curated record
GCCGGGAGGUAGGGAGCCCGUGGGGGUGGCUCGAGGGGCUCCCGGGCCCGGGCGCCCUGAUUGAUGGUGUCGGCUUUCCCCGCGUCGCCCCCCUACACAUGGCUCAGCGACUUCUCCUGAGGAGGUUCCUGACCUCAGUCAUCCCCAGGAAGCUCCCUCCAGGUCGAUGGACUCCGCCCACCUCCACCACCCUGCCGACCCCACAGUGCAGUCCUGGGGGCCUGACACCAUCCAGCCCAGCCCGCACGGUAUUCACCACCAGAGUCUGUUCAACAACCUUCAACAUCCAGGAUGGUCCUGACUUCCAAGACAGGGUUGUCAACAGCGAGACUCCAGUUGUUGUGGAUUUCCAUGCGCAGUGGUGUGGGCCCUGCAAGAUCCUGGGGCCAAGGUUAGAGAAGAUGGUGGCCAAGCAGCAUGGGAAGGUGGUGAUGGCCAAGGUGGACAUUGAUGACCAUACAGAUCUUGCCAUCGAGUAUGAGGUCUCAGCAGUACCAACCGUGCUGGCCAUCAAGAACGGGGAUGUGGUGGACAAGUUUGUGGGUAUCAAGGAUGAGGACCAGCUGGAGGCCUUCCUGAAGAAGUUGAUUGGCUGACAGGGAGGAGUACUGGCCGUCCUUGCCCGCCUGGGAGCCUGGCUGGAGAGGAGCCCAGUACAACCCACAGCCCUCUGCUGGCCCUCCCCAGACCUCCCCUCCAUCUGAUCCCUGGGAGCCUGGUGACGGGCCUGUGAACACGGGAGCUGGCAGAGGAGUGGUGCUGCUGCCAAUCAGGGGACGUGGUCUCCUGCCCGCCUCUAGAGCCUGUUGUCUUCCCCUAACAUGCAACAUGCUGGAGGAGCCCCAGCUGGCCUGCAUCUCCACGUCCCCCUCCACCUGAACCCCCGGCCGGGCGCAUCUGCCUUUGGCAUUUUCCUGUCCUGCUGCUGAUUAUGAAGAAGGAGGAAAGGGAAGCCAAACAGGCAGGAGUAAUCUGUAAUUCUCUCAUUUCUUGUAGGUCUGUAACGAAGAACUUUAUGUGCCCCUUCUACCUCCUGCUGUGAAGAACCUGUGUUAGGCCCUUGGUUCUUAGGGCGGGAGGCAGAUCUGUGAACAAGUCAAACCAAUAAAGCCAAGGUUUACACUGCCA